AUGAGUGAACCGGACGCGAAAAUUGCGAAACACGGAGAUCCUGGCUGUACGUGUACGACGUGCCACAUCACAAAAAGGCGAUCACAUAAGAAGUCCCGUAACGGGUGUAAAACCUGCAAGCGAAGAAGAAUCAAGUGUGAUGAAGCCAAACCCCAAUGUGGGCAAUGCUCGAAAGCUAUUAUAACCUGCGAUUUUGCCGCUUCAGCAUCAAUCACAGACCUCGUCCCAACUCAUGAUGUUAUCGUCGAGACCGUUUCUCAUGGAAAUUCGCGGAGAAGAGGGAGACCGCGGAAAGAUUGGGAUACGGCAUCCAAAGGGCUAAGCCCCCAAGAAUUCUUCGAAUCACCCGAUAGCCUAAGAUCCAGGUCAAUUGACACAGCUCUCGUAGUCACGCAGAGCGGGGAGCAGCAGGAACAAGUAGCCUCGGAUCUUCCUUGGAUAUGGACCGUAGAUGAUCUCGAGUUGCAGCACCACUUCUUAACGUCUGACGAUCUUACAUACUCAAAUUCGCGAUUCUGGCGGGAGAGAGUCCCCCGUCUUGCCUUCACGCACCAUUACGUCCUGCAUCUGCUUCUCGCAAUCUCCGCACUACACUUAUCCAAAGAGAAAGAGAACUCUACCGAGUCAUCUAAAUAUGAGCAGCUCGCAGAUGUUCACUACACCAUAGGCCUACGCCAAGUGAUGGCCAUCAUGCCAACAUCUAAUAAAGACUAUGCUGGAGCACUUUACAUAUCUACCACGCUUGUCUGUGCGUAUGCAUUCGCAAAGAAGCCUAGCCCAGAACACCUCUUGAUAGUCUCAGACGGAGAAGAAGUGGCAUGGUUCGAAUUACUUAGGGGUGUUCGAAUUGUUGUUACAACAAUGGGAUGGGAUGCCAUCUACUCUGGAGUUCUGGGUCCCCUCUCGGCUGCCGAUGACGAGAAGUCACUCCCAGAGCCAGGUCCCACGAGACGACUAGUCCAAUGGGGGCCUGCCUUGAGCAGUCUUACAGACUUGAUUACAUGCUCUGGCGAUCCAGAAACCCCCGUAUACUUGGAAAUGAUUCAACGGGUUUCGUCUUGCUUUGAGACAACUUUUGGUACAACUGCAAGGCCAAGGCUUGAUUGUAACGGCAAGAUGGAGGUCAUUAUCGGUUGCAUUUAUGGUAUCGAUGAUGAUUUCGUGCUUUGUCUAAAACAUAAGAGGCCCUUUGCACUUCUCAUCCUGGCACACUUUGUUGUGUUGCUCAAGUCGCUCGAAUGGAUGUGGUACAUAAAGGGGUGGGCAAGCCACAUUCUUCAUGGCAUCGCACUCAUUUUAGGGCCUCAGUAUAGACAGUAUUUGCGAUGGCCAAGAGAAGAAAUCGAGAGGCUUGGCAAAGAUCGAGAUCAUCUCACUAAUGGAGAAUCGCCUUAA
Messenger RNA from Colletotrichum costaricense, 1395 nucleotides. RefSeq lists its product as uncharacterized. Bases 1 to 1395 code for a protein of 464 amino acids. Gene Ontology annotation, biological process: regulation of transcription by RNA polymerase II. NCBI's taxonomy places the organism in Eukaryota, Fungi, Ascomycota, Sordariomycetes, Glomerellales, Glomerellaceae. Gene Ontology annotation, molecular function: DNA-binding transcription factor activity, RNA polymerase II-specific; zinc ion binding. The transcript is spliced from 2 exons. The record is from RefSeq and is a predicted model, not a curated record.